AUGACCUCUUCUUACCUCUCCUGGUUGCGGAUCCCCGUCUUCGCGACGUCAGGUCUCGCAGCUCUCGGUAGCAGCCUCCUCUAUUUUAAGCAGAAUGACAUUAUCUACCCUGCAAAUCUGCCCGCCGGUUCAAGGACGAACGUGGACUCCCCUGAAAAGUAUGGUAUUCAGGAUGCCGAUUCCAUCAUGUUCCCCACGCCCGACGGCGAGACACUCCACGCCUACCUCCUGCGCCCUUCCAAUCCGUCGCUGAGAAAAAAUAUCACCCUGGUGACCUUUCACGGCAAUGCUGGCAAUGUUGGCCAUCGCCUUCCCAUCGGCAAGGUCCUGUCCCAGAGUUUGGGCUGUCAUGUAUUCAUGGUCGAGUAUCGAGGUUACGGGUUGUCAACUGGCUCGCCGAGCGAAGAUGGACUCUCCAUUGAUGGACAGACAGCCCUCGACUUUGUGCGAAACCAUAACGAGCUGAGAAAGACCAAUAUUGUUCUGUACGGUCAAAGUCUGGGUGGUGCCCUUGCAAUCAAGCUCCUGCAGACGAACUAUCAAGUCGGCGACAUUUCUGCAGUUAUCUUGGAGAACACCUUCCUGUCCAUUCGCAAGUUGAUUCCGUCAGUCAUGCCAGCUGCAAAAUACCUUUCGUACCUCUGUCACCAGCGGUGGGAUUCAGAACAGAGCCUCGCCAAGGUGGAAGAUGCAGGGAUCCCGGUCCUGUUUCUCUCCGGUCUGCGGGAUGAGAUCGUACCGCCAUCCAUGAUGAAGGCCCUGUUCGAUCAGUGUCCUACCACCAAGGUGUGGAAAGAGUUCCCCAAUGGUGACCAUAAUUCGACCGUGGCAGAGCCAGGGUACUUCGAAUCGAUCUGGGGAUUCCUGGUUCGGGACGUUAUGAGAGGUGAGCGGGAAGGGAAGCUCAAGAGAGUGGAUGUCGAUGUCGACAGCGACCAACUGCGCAGCAAGCCUGUCGGCGAAUGA
Cladophialophora psammophila CBS 110553 is the source of this 966-nucleotide messenger RNA. RefSeq lists its product as uncharacterized. Gene Ontology annotation, molecular function: palmitoyl-(protein) hydrolase activity. The coding region runs from base 1 to 966 and encodes 321 amino acids. Gene Ontology annotation, cellular component: membrane. The transcript has a single exon. Lineage: Eukaryota; Fungi; Ascomycota; Eurotiomycetes; Chaetothyriales; Herpotrichiellaceae. The record is from RefSeq and is a predicted model, not a curated record.